Molecule: messenger RNA, 691 nt
Organism: Ciona intestinalis (vase tunicate)
Lineage: Eukaryota; Metazoa; Chordata; Ascidiacea; Phlebobranchia; Cionidae
Source: RefSeq, a predicted model, not a curated record
AUCUAUAUGACCACUAACGUGUUCAAAUAUGAUUGUUUAUACCAGAAUACUAGUGAGCAGAUAAGUGAAAGAAUGAUAAUUUUUGAAUCUACAGUUCUGGAAUUAUUUAAUUAUGACGACAGACUUCAUGUUAAUGUCCUUUAUUUACGGUUUAUGAGCAAACAAUCACGUCACAAAGAAACCGAAUUCAAGAAUGAAAAACAAUUCCUGAUUGCAUUGUCAAAUAUUGGAGAUAGUGACGUCAUUAUUAAUGAUUGUUGGGCAACAAUUAAAACAAACAAUAAUGCAGAUCGAACAGAUGCUUCUGCAAAAGAGGUGAAUGCAUACUACACUGGUGUAGGUGUUACAUUGCAUGCUGAUGUGCAACAACAACCAAACUACCCCAAAGUCUCUCUAAUACGGCCGGUUGCAGCAUCACAAACUAACAGUGAACCUACCCCAAAGUCUCUCUAAUACGGCCGGUUGCAGCAUCACAAACUAACAGUGAACCAUCUUUUCAUUUAGUUUCCCCGCUAUUGCUUCGUGGAUUACAAUGGCAAGAUGCUUUUGUGAAUCAACCACCUUACUACCUUAUACCCCUAUCAAACCACAUUGUAUCUCUACCAACGUAUAAAGUAGCUCAGUCUUACCAUACUGUACCCCAACCCAACCAAAUUGUACCCCAACCCAACCAGAUUGUACCCCAACCCAA